Messenger RNA from Anisakis simplex (herring worm), 696 nucleotides. The record is from the annotation of a GenBank genome assembly. NCBI's taxonomy places the organism in Eukaryota, Metazoa, Nematoda, Chromadorea, Rhabditida, Anisakidae.
ACACGGAAGAGUAUCUCAAAGAAUCGAGUUGUGAGGGACCAAUUGGCGCAAAGAUGUUCGAAUACACUUAGAGAACGUCAGAAUUUCUGUGUUCUCGACUCAAACGACGAAGCAAACUUCGUUGGGUCACCUCCGUCUUGUUCACAUGGUCCUUGUCUGCUGUUUGGUCGUCGAAGUGAUUCGGGCGAUUUGGUGGAAAGUUUCUUUGGAUGUGCAGUCUACCGAUCUGAUCGCGGUUGUAACUUCAGAAUGCCUUUAAAAGGGCAGCCACAACACAAUUCUGAUAGUAUUAAGAAGUCUGGAAUAGAUUUCUCAAAUACUAAGCAAAGAGUAUCAGCUUCACCAGUACACAAGCAUCGCUUGUUGUCAGAAUCACAUUCUAGAGAAUCAACAUCUGAAUUCUCAAGUAUUGAUGAUGAAAAGAAGACCUCAAUAGUGAACAAACCCAAAUUCAUCUAUGGAAUCAUUAGGAAACACGUAAAUCAGCUGAUCGCCAUCGGCGUUCCACUAUAUUAUUGCGGUUAUUGCAAUGAUGCUGUCCGAAUCCCACACAAACAUCCUGUUGUUGGACCUUUGAGAAGGCAUCACUUCCGCAAACCGUCAGGUCUUUUGAAAGCGAUCACAGAAGAUGAUGGUGAAGCGGUGAGCACAUCAGUUGUCCAGUGCAUCAGUAUUUUCUGUCAUGCUUCUAAAUAA